AUGGUACUUACCACCCCGUGCCCGCAACCUCAACCUCAUCUCGAUCAGCCAUGGUUCUCUACCACGGCAGACAAGGAAAAAGCGGAGGCUCUGUUGAGUCAAGUGCCAGAAGAUGGUGCAUUCCUUCUGCGGUACUCCAGCAGCGACAAGAGCGUCUUUGUGCUGUCUAUAAGAGUCGAUGGCGAAAUUUGGCAUUAUCGUCUGAAGCGUGAUGGGCGCAUUUUUGUCGUGAAUCAAACGGUGUUCGAGAAUCUCAAUCAAAUUGUCGAGUAUUAUCGUUCUCGAGAAUUUGUGCGCGGAAUAUCUCUGAGGUUCCCGGUGAAUGAAAAAGAAAUCCCCGCGAUUCCUGCGCAUCUAGAGAUAGCCCGAGGAAGUUACCAAGAACUAUCACAAUUGGAGGAAAAGGUGAUGGCACGAGCUUUACGACCCUAUCGAGGCAACGGAGAUGAUGAUCUUUCCUUCCCUGCUAAUGCUAUCAUUACCGUACUCCGGAAAGAAGAGGCACUGUGGACUGGUCGUUAUGGAUCGUCAGUUGGUUGGUUUCCUGCGUCGUAUGUGCAAGAGAUUCUGCCGGAGAAAACUACCCCUACUGGAGUAGCGAGCAACUACAACACUAUUGAACUUGGUGGAACAGUGAUCGAACGGGUGACUGAUGCAGAAAAGCAACAUGUCAUCAAAAUAUCUCAUAGUGCACAACAAUGGAGCGGACAGCAAUGGCUACUGGCUGCUCGAUCUCUGGAAGAGGCCGACGAUUGGCAAAAUCAACUGUGGGAUCUGACCCGUUCCGUAAAUGACAAAAUCAGCGUUUUACGGAUAAAGGAAAAGAGCGCUAGGAUUGCAGCGGAGUUAUCCAAUUUGGUGGUUUACUGCCAAGCGGUCCCAUUCGAUCCGACUCAUGCCCAGACGGGAUCCUUCUACGAGAUGUGUUCAUUUGUCGAGAAUAAAUUGGACAGAUUGAUUGAAAAGGGUUUGGUUUCGUUCAACAUUCGACAGUUAUCACGGGUCUAUCCACAUGGUUCUCGCAUCACCUCGGCGAACUAUAAUCCAAUACCUAUGUGGAAUGCUGGUUGUCAUAUGGUAGCUCUAAAUUAUCAAACGGGUGACAAACCGAUG
Molecule: messenger RNA, 1113 nt
Organism: Cylicostephanus goldi
Lineage: Eukaryota; Metazoa; Nematoda; Chromadorea; Rhabditida; Strongylidae
Source: the annotation of a GenBank genome assembly